AUGUUAUCCGACCCAAAUCCAUACGAAAUAACCUUCGUGACCCCCUCUCGAAAGGAUAAUGGCAUUCUAAAGCUUCAUCUCGGAGAAGUCCACACCAGUCUUCCCAUCCGCCUCACCGUUCCCCGACACUCAUCCGCAACAUUACCAGUCAACAAACACUCGAGAGUAUCCGUGACAAGAUUCGCGGCCAAAGUUCACUACGGCGCAAAUUUCGACUCGGAAGGGUUUAGAGAGAUUACGCGGAGCCAUAUGAAUAAAUGGGUUAGGUUCAAGGAGGAUUUGUCAAGUACCCUAGGCCACGAUGGGAGGAAGAAACAAUUAUACAAUGGGAGUAUGUUGAUGAGGUCUUCAACUUUGAAAACGGGGAUCGUGGAGGUCAAGAAUGUGGUUUUUUAUGUUCCGGGUGUGUAUAAAAUUGCUUUUGAGUUGCAGUUUGAGUCCGGUGAAUUGGCUGGAAGGACGCCGUGGCAGACUGUGGAGGUGCAAAGAGUGAGGAAGACUGCGAGUUGACGAAUUGAGCUGUUCUAAGACUGAACUAGUGCACACUUGUAUCCAACUAUGCAUAUAACGGAUUCUUCUU
Molecule: messenger RNA, 580 nt
Organism: Talaromyces stipitatus ATCC 10500
Lineage: Eukaryota; Fungi; Ascomycota; Eurotiomycetes; Eurotiales; Trichocomaceae
Exons: 2
Coding region: 1-510 (169 amino acids)
Source: RefSeq, a predicted model, not a curated record